CGCCCCUGUCCAAUGGAGGAACCGACGGCGGCCGCUGCCGACUGGUCCAAGCUCCCGUCAGACGUCCUCACCACCGUCCUCGGCGCCCUCGAGUUCCCAGACCUCUUCCGCGCCGCCGCAGUCUGCGCGGCCUGGCGCGCCACCGCCCGCGCCCUCCGUCGCCUCGGGAUCUACCUCCGUCCCCAAACCCCCUGCCUCCUCUACACCACCGCCGCCGCCGGCCCGAACGCCGCCGAGCUCUUCAGCCUCGCCGACAAGAAGGCCUACAGGGUGCGCCUCCCGGACCCUCCCAUCGGGGAGCGCAACAUCGUCGGCUCCUCGCACGGGUGGCUCGUCACCGCCGACGCCCGCUCCGAGCUCCACCUCCUCAACCCCACCACCGGCGAGCAGGUCACGCUCCCCUCCGUCGCCACCAUCGAGCAGGUGAGCCCCGUCUUCGACCGCGACGGCAACCUCGAAAGGUACGACCUUUCUCGCCACGGCGACGAGCCGCAGCCCUGUGGGGUGGACGAGCUCCGGGGAGUUCUGUAUCUCAAGGUCGUGCUGUCCGGCGAUCCCGCGUUGGGGGAUUGCACGGCCGUGGUGAUUCACAAUCCCUAUAGGUGUCUCUCGUUUGCGAGGGUCGGUGACGACAAGUGGCACUGGAUCCCCUCGGCACCCGGCGAACCGCCGCGGUACUCCGACUGCAUAUUCGCCGACGACGGCGCGCUCUACGCGAUGAAUCUCCUCGGCGGUAUCCAUUGCUACGCCAUUGAAGGUUCUGGUGCUACCUGCAACAUGAUUUUCUAGGACAACUCGCCAUUCGUGGCGUAUAAUGGGUACCUAUCCAAGGCGUCGUCCGGGAGUGUGCUGCAAAUAUGGAGGGUCGCCAGGGAGACAACAAGUGGGGAGCAAGAAGAGAGGCAUACAGUUGGUAUUGAGAUAUACUCAUAUACAGGGUUGACUUCGACAAGCAGCAGGCGGUCCGUGUGCGGAAUUUGGGGGAUGACGCGUUGUUCAUCGGGCACAACUAUACUUGUUGCCUUCCCACAAAGGACUACCCAGGGCUGCUGCCGAAUCAUGUCUAUUUCACCGACGACGACGAGUACUGGCUGAUUGACGCGAAAGAUAAUCGUCGGGAUGUUGGAAUACUGAAUCUGGAGGAUUCUUAUAAGAUAAGUGCCAGUGGUGUGGUGUCUCCCCAACCAUGGUUGAAUUGGCCGAUUCCUGUAUGGAUCACUCCAAGUUUUCAUAAGAUCCACAAAUAGCUAGGUUUCCAGUAUAAGGAUGUUAGUGGGAAGGGAAUGCUCUUGCUUGUCAUCAAUAAUUUACUCCAGAACUAUUCUGACUGGAGAUAUCCGUUGGGCUGUUGCUUUUGGUAGGGCAAGCAAGCAGAAAGAAUUAAUUUAUCUGGUGGUCAGCCUGGCGAAGCAUUUAGGAAAAUGUUCCCCAGGGGAAGGAGAAAAGAAUGUUUAUGUUGGCUGAAAUCGAAGUUGCUCUGGGAAGAAGACAGGAUAUCAGUGGGAAGAGAAUGCUCUUGCUUCUCAUCAAUAAUUUACUCCAGAACUCUUCUUGCAUUUCUAUUAGCUUAACCUGCAGGAUGGAAGCGUCUUAAAU
Messenger RNA from Triticum aestivum (bread wheat), 1596 nucleotides. RefSeq names its product putative F-box protein At5g38270. Gene Ontology annotation, molecular function: protein binding. The coding region runs from base 13 to 789 and encodes 258 amino acids. Lineage: Eukaryota; Viridiplantae; Streptophyta; Magnoliopsida; Poales; Poaceae. The record is from RefSeq and is a predicted model, not a curated record. The transcript has 2 exons.